Molecule: messenger RNA, 2124 nt
Organism: Prorocentrum cordatum
Lineage: Eukaryota; Dinophyceae; Prorocentrales; Prorocentraceae
Source: the annotation of a GenBank genome assembly
GGCUUAAGCCAUUUUGGCUCAAGGCUUUAGGCUCAAGGCUUAAGAGCCAAAGCUAGCAGCGCAUCCGCUAGGAGCCAAGGGGCAGGUAGCGGCCAUGGGAGUUGUUUCUCAUGAUGUGCAAUUCGGUUCUCAGCAUGUGUUUCGGAAGUCCCGGCAUGUCAUGGCUGCCGAAAGGUCCAAAAUGAUGAUCAUGAGGUUGCAAUUGGACAAAUUGGAAUUGUCAUCCAGGAUCGUUGCGCUCGAGGCCGACUUGUGGUGGUGGCAAGACUGGUGGGAUCAUCAGGGUGUGCGAGCCACUGUGGACGGAUCAGCACUUAUCACGACGGAAGUUUCGGAGAAGGAAGCCAUUCCGGCGGAGGCCACCGCGGAGCGGCAGACCACCGAGGAUACGGUCAUGCAGGAGGUUCCCGUGGAGCAGGCCGACAACAGACACAAUGUUCACGAAGUGCAUGUUGUGGAAGAGUUCAGCCAAUCGCUGAAGUGCAACGCGGCUGAGCCUGACAGUACUUCUGCUUGGAUCUAUGCGGAGCCGAAGCUGCCAAUGUUUGCGUUUUUCCUUUUCGCCCAAGGCCGGCGCGGUGAGAUUUCGCGCCUGGGCGUUCAGGCAGCGGACGCUGUCAACUCGGAGUGGGACUCCCUACCCGCCAUGGUGAAACACGAGUGGUGCGCCCAAGAAUCUAAGCUCCAAGAGGCUUAUGCUGCGCAGCUUCAAGAGUACAGGGGAUUUGGCAGAUACCGUGCAUCUGCGUCGGAGCAGGAUCUCGACGCCCCGAACUCUGCAGAUAUACAAGGCGAGGGCGCAGGUGUUGCGAACGACCGCCGCGAAGAGAAGCUGGAAUUCAGUAGCGAGCAAGUAAAAGUGAUGGUUGACACCACGAUUUACAAUAUCAUGCAGCACCCUGCUUGCGCAGAUGUUCCCGAUGGCUUCUUCGAAGAUAUCGCCCAGGACCUGAAGAGAACGAUCAGUAGCCGUAUCAGACACAGAUACAGCGAAUCAGAAGCAAAACGUUUGAUGGAUCUUGUAGUUUCGAAAUGUGCCGAUGCAAUGAAGUGAGGCCUCCGGUUUCGCACUGCUUAUAGUGACUCAGCCAGUUGCCCCCCCUGUAUCCUUCCCCUCGUCUUCCUCCUUUUUCUUCCUCCUCUUGGACGCGCCGGCGAUAGGCGUAGCGUCCAAUUUUCAGCCCAGGCUGCAGGUCUGGAGUCGUCAGUCACAGAGCCACAGCUGCCGCCAUCAGCUGCCCAAUCAAUCAAUCAGUUCUUGAUUGAGCAACGGAGUUCGGCCGUAGCCUGACUGCCCGUGCGCUGCUCUGGCUCGCUUUGGACUGCCGCCGCCAGUGGUCGUAAUGAUGAGAAGCAUUUACUCCCACCGAUGCUUCAGUAGUAUUGACCACUGGAAAAUCCUCAGAGCGACGCCAGGCAGCCGGCAUCGCCCAAGGAUGUCAUUUUUAUCGGCUUCUUUUCAAUUGACAUUGUGCAAUAUGUUUUGCUGCGACGCUUCUUCUGAGCUUGAUCUUCGGCGGGGGCCCAGAUGCGCGGCCACCCGGGACACUGUGCGCAGAUGGCACCGCUUUUAUUUAAUCUUUCUGCGAGCUCACACAAUUUACAGUGCAUGCUGGAAGCCAUUCUAACGGAAGGGCGAAAGUACGGCCUCGAGCUUACUUGAGACAUGACAGUGCAAACUCAAAUAUCAACAAUUUAGUUCGACAGGGAUCUCGACGGGUCGGCGGUCAAGAUCGUGACCGAAUCUGUUUACCUAGGGGGAUUGAUCAGUCAUGACGGGCGUAUGGGAAGCGAAUUUUCACGACGAGUUGGAGAAGCCACUUCUAGAAACGAAAACUUCACACUUAUUACAGUUGCGUGCUAAGCAAGGUACUGUAUUCGCUGGACUCGUUGUGGCUCCUGCAGAAGGACAAUGCCAGUUUGGACGCCUUCCACUGCAAGAACUUGCGGGGAGUCCUGGAGAUCGCGCCUUUCUCUUUGCCCCGGAUUUCGAAUGCCGACGUUGCCAGAUCGAGCAUGUUCCAAGCCUUUUGUCUGCAAUUCCGAAUGACCGACAAGUUGCCUUUCAUAAGAGAAUCACUUCGCACAGCGACGGCUCACUAGUCAAACGAUGAGUGUGCGAUU